Molecule: messenger RNA, 2409 nt
Organism: Trematomus bernacchii (emerald rockcod)
Lineage: Eukaryota; Metazoa; Chordata; Actinopteri; Perciformes; Nototheniidae
Exons: 5
Coding region: 216-1316 (366 amino acids)
Molecular function (GO): protein binding
Source: RefSeq, a predicted model, not a curated record
UGGAGGAGGGUUAGGGUCUGGGAUAUGGGCAGCGUUUGAAGAAGAGGAAUGUAUCAGACAGUGGGUAAACACUGUAACUUCACACACACACAUGCCGACGCAUUACCACACACACAUAUUUUCCUGCAGCUCCCGUGGGCUUCAUUGGGAAUUCAAGACAACUUGUCUCCAUUCAGUAGCUCCUGGUCAAACAGGUUUUAAUAUCUGACGUUUCCAUGGCUCUCCUGUGCUGUGCCAUGUUGGUGCUACUGUGUGUUUUUAACAUUGCCUCAGCCACUAUUGAAGUUCACAUGGACUACGGAGGUGUUCCUCUCUGGAUUAAUCGCCUGCUAGGGGAGCCAAGUGUGAUAAGCCUGCAGGGACGGCUGGACUCAGCCUGGCUGAGAGCCAACAACCCCCAGUCCUGCCCUCAGCAGUGUGACUGCCCCCUCCAGUGGCCCACUGCACUCUACUGCGACCACAGAGGCCUGGCAGACACCCCUGACCACCUGCCGGACAGGACUCAAUACUUGUUUCUACAGGGUAACAACAUCUCGUCCCUGUCCUCCUCUUUUCUGGCCAACGUUACUGAUCUACGCUGGCUCAUCCUGGAUCACAACCAGCUGCAGAGCGACACGCUGGACCAGAUCGGGCUGCAGAACCAGACCCAGCUGUGUUACCUUUUUGCCAACCACAACCACCUGAGAUCAGUGCCCAGCGCUCUACCAGCUGGACUCAAGCAGCUGCGACUGGCCCACAACCGAAUCAGCAGCAUCAGUCCUGGAGCUUUAAAGAACCUGCACAACCUGACACUGCUGCUGCUGCAGGGAAACAAACUGCGAACCAUCACAGAGGGAGACUUUAAAGGUCUGGUCAGUCUGAACCUGCUGGACCUCAGUAGUAAUUUAUUCUCCGCUGUCCCCAGACAUCUAUCUCCUUCUGUCGAGCAGCUCUAUCUAUCAAAUAACACGCUCUCUGCGCUGAAUGAAGACAGUUUUGUGGGAUUAUUCAACCUUAAGUACCUUCGUCUGAGUAACUGUAGUCUGCGUAGCGGCGUCAUCCACCAGAAGGUCUUCAAUUUCUCCAGCUUGGUGGAACUGGACCUCUCUUACAACAAACUAAAAACAGUUCCCACAGUCCCCACCACCCUGAGGUACCUCUACCUGGAGGCCAAUGAAAUACAAGAGUUCAACGUGACCAGUUUCUGCAGAGAGGUGGGACCUCUUUCCUACUCCAGGAUAAAGAUCCUACGAUUGGAUGGAAACAAAAUGUCCCACCAUCAGCUGCCAUCCGACUGGGUUUUCUGCCUGCGAGUGCUUGAAAGUAUUUACAUUUGAUCCACCUUCUCAACAUGCAACCGAAUGAGUUACUGUAUGAAAUUGGCCUGAUUCAUCUAUAAAGAAAUGUGACUUUUUUUAUCAACUAAGGCUUACAGCUAAACCAGAGAAGAAUUGUGUCUUCAAGAUGUAGAUACACACCCAGGCACUGAAGGGAAAACCUUCCAACGAUGCCAAAGCCUGGACUUGUAUACUAAACCAGUGUUACAUUAUUUUAUCAUACUGCCAAAUGUCAUGAGCAAAACAUUACCAAUGCCAUAAGAACAUUCCCAUGGGUUUCUCUCUCUCUCCCAUUAUAUAUUUUCAAAGUUUUGUUUCAGCACUGCAGGCUCGAACAUCUGUGUGUUAUUACCAAAUAGGAACUGUGACAAACUCUCUCGUUUCUGACUGUGCGGAAUAAUAUGCUGUGGUUAAACUGAGCUGUGUUACUGUGUGAGGAGAAAGGGAAACAUGUAUGAAUGUCAAUAUGCAGUAGCUGUCCCACAGGACAAUCUGACUCAGUUAGCUAGAGAGUGUUAAACAGCCACACCCAUACUUUACAAAAUCUUUCAAAACCUCUUGCAAAUAUGGUUAAAUUCAACUUUGAUUUUAAAGCUUAUUUCCACUAUCCAAAAAUGUAAAAUUGGUUUGCACAACAAACAUAAUGUACAUUUUCGUGUGUUUGCUGCAGCAAUAAUUAACUUUACAUUGAUGCAAUGAUUCACAUCAUACUUGUUUUUAUUCAAUUUAAAAUAUUUUGGUUUUAAUUCAGUUUAGAUGGUUGCCAUCACUUUUGGGUUAACUUGUAUAAUGUAUGCCUGAAGCUAAUCGUCAAUGUGUCUUAGUUAAAAAAUAUUUGUAUCUUGUGUGCCAUUGAAAAAGAGUCAUGUGUGAUUCUCUGCACUCAUUUUGAAGUGGUUUUUUAUUUAUACUUAUCCUGUACAUCUUGUGACAUCUUUGGUCCAUCGACCAUUUAUUAAAUGACAACUUUGUUUAACAUACUAAUCUUAGUCUUAGAUAAAAUAAUCAAACAUAAUACAAGUGUGUAUCAGCUUACGAGAGUGAAAUCAUUUGAAACGUUCUAAAACUGACUAUAAAGACACAAAAAAGGACA